Tupaia belangeri chinensis (Chinese tree shrew) is the source of this 948-nucleotide messenger RNA. RefSeq names its product olfactory receptor 5B2. Gene Ontology annotation, biological process: G protein-coupled receptor signaling pathway. NCBI's taxonomy places the organism in Eukaryota, Metazoa, Chordata, Mammalia, Scandentia, Tupaiidae. Gene Ontology annotation, molecular function: G protein-coupled receptor activity; olfactory receptor activity. Gene Ontology annotation, cellular component: membrane. The transcript has a single exon. The record is from RefSeq and is a predicted model, not a curated record. The coding region runs from base 4 to 948 and encodes 314 amino acids.
CCCAUGGAUAAUAGUACAGAGGUGAAGAAUUUUAUCUUGGAGGGUCUAACCAAUGUUCCAGCUCUUCAGCUUCCUCUCUUCAUUUUGUUCACCCUCAUUUAUCUCAGCAGUAUAUUUGGGAACCUGGGGAUGAUCCUGUUGAUUUUCUUGGACCAUCGUCUCCACACUCCCAUGUACUUUUUCCUCAGUAACCUAUCUUUGGUGGACUUUGGAUACUCCUCAGCUGUCACACCCAAGGUCAUGGCUGAAUUCCUUCUAGGAGACAAGGUCAUCUCCUACAAUGCCUGUGCUGCUCAGAUGUUCUUUUUUGUAGGCUUUGCCACUGUGGAGAAUUACCUCUUGGCCUCCAUGGCCUAUGACCGCUAUGCAGCGGUGUGUAAACCCCUGCAUUACACCACCACCAUGACCACAGGUGCAUGUGCUUGCCUGGUCAUAGGUUCCUAUAUCUGUGGUUUUCUGAAUGCCUCCUUCCACAUUGGGGACAUAUUCAGUCUCUCUUUCUGUAAGUCCAGUGUAGUCCACCACUUUUUCUGUGAUGUCCCAGCAGUCAUGGCUCUCUCUUGCUCUGAUAAAGUCAUCAGUGAGGCGAUUCUUGUUUUUAUGUCAAGUUUCAAUGUCUUUUUUGCUCUUCUAGUUAUCUUGAUCUCCUACCUAUUUAUAUUUGUCACCAUCUCGAAGAUGCAUUCAUCUCAGGGACAUCAAAAGGCUUUAUCCACCUGUGCUUCUCACCUCACUGCAGUCUCUCUAUUCUACGGGACCGUCAUUUUUAUGUAUUUGCAACCUAGCUCCAGUCAUUCCAUGGACACAGAUAAAAUGGCAUCGGUAUUCUAUGCUAUCAUCAUCCCCAUGCUCAAUCCUCUGGUCUACAGCUUGAGAAACAAAGAAGUCAAAAGCGCACUCAAGAAGAGUUUUGAAAAGGCAAAGUUAUCUCUAGGAUUGGGAUUUUAA